This is a messenger RNA of Drosophila suzukii, 1199 nucleotides long. The record is from RefSeq and is a predicted model, not a curated record. Lineage: Eukaryota; Metazoa; Arthropoda; Insecta; Diptera; Drosophilidae.
UUAAUCAAUACUAACAAAGGACAUUUCACAGGUGAAGAAGUUGUGGCUUGGCAAAAUAUAUAAAAGUAACUAAAUCUUUACCACUUAAUAGUAUUAUUUGAACAAAGGUAUCAGCCGUCAGAAUGAGCAAACUAGACGACCUCCUGGGCAAAAAGAAGACGGUGGUCCCUGUUCUGGACCUCAGUCGCAGCAACAUCCAGACCGUCGAGGAGUUCAAGCGGCUGCUGGAGAAGGUGCCCGACUACAAGAUGCGGCCGGUGAAGGUGCGCGCCGAGGAGAUAAAGAUCCGGGAGAAGGACUACGCCUUCAAGAUGCCCAAGAAGGAGAUGCGAAAGCUGAUGAGAGCCAAUGGGGAACGGGAGGCCUUGUACACCUAUGCGGAUCCCGUGCCCAGUGAAAUGAAGGACGUGGUGCUGAUGGAACUGUGCGCCGUGCCCAUCGACUGGAAGAUGCUGACCACCUUGAGGCCCAAGAACAAGCAGGAGGAGGAGUACUUCAGCCGGAUGGUCGAGAUGGGAAAGCUGGAACUAAAAACGGAGGCCAGGGAUCGCAGGGAGUUCGCUCUGAACAACUGUGUCAAGAAAAUCAAGAACAAAUCGGGCAUUGUGGAAACUCGACUGAUGACCUGUGAGUCCUGCGGCGAGGAAAUGUGUUGUGGCAAGACUUGUGGCGACUUCAACUAUGACCUUUACAUUCGGGUCGAGGCCAGGGUGGUUAAACCCAAACCGGCCGUAUUGUCCUCCAACAAGGCCAAGUUAAAUGGCCGCAAAAAGUCAUCGGUGGGCGGAACCAAGAUCAAGGUCAAAAAGUCCUCAAACAAAGGCAACUAAAACGUUCAAAUUAUACAUAAACACUCCUAAAACCUACUUAGCUUUUGUAUCCAUAUUUAUUUGCUACUACGCUAAUAUAUUUAACAAAUCUCAAAAUACAAAAAUACAUUAUGGAAUUUAUUAUUCAUGAGACUCUCAUAAUUGCUACUGGAACUUUUAUUUAUUAACGUAUUCAGUCAUGUGUAGCAUUUGAUAAACUUGCUAAUUAAUUAAUAAUAUUUAUGCCUUUUGUAAACCAAAGGUGUUAAGUGAAAAGAGCCGAGACUUGAUUAAAAACGAAGCCUUAAGCCUUAUAACUUGGUCACUUUUUUAUUAUUAUUAAUAUUUUAUUUACCACCAAUAAAUCUUAAGGAAGCAUUGUAAACAAAU